AUGGCGGCGGCGGUGGUGGCGGCUGUCGGCCGGGCGUGCACCUCUGGGGCCUUCCGAGCGGCGUGGAGAGGGUUUGCUUCUGUGCCACUGGGAGGGAGUUGCCCUUCCUAUUCCAGUCUGGCCUGGGCUUUCCAAGCACGGUGUUCCAGCUCUGGCCCCUGGACUGGCACAGUUGAGCAACGCAGAAGCAGCAGCUUCUUCAACACAUUGACAGCUGAUGAGCUAUGGAAAGGAGCUUUGGCAGAGACUGGCGCAGGAGUGAAGAAAGGAAGAGGAAAGAGAAGGAAGAAAAAGCUCAGGAAGAAUCUCAACAGAGGCCAGGAGAUUGGUGAAGGACGUUCUGGUUUCCUCUGGCCUGGUCUUAAUGCCCCUGUGGUGCAGGAUGGGAAAAUGCAGGCAGUUACCCAGAGGAAAAAAGAAGAGCGGGAGAGGAUCCAGUCUGAAAUCCUUCAGCAGAGAGACACCUGGGAGAAGAAAAGGAAAGUCAAAAUCAAGAGAGAGGGAGGCUGGAGUGGGAAGUGUUGGGGAGGUGUCCUUCUGGAUCCUCCUGACCCAGGUCCUAAUGGAGAAACCUAUGAGGAUUUUGAAACCAGAGUCAUUGAGGUGAAAAAUGUGUUCUGCAUGAAGGCAAAGGAGGGCAGGAAAAAAUCCAUCCGUGCCUUGGUGGCUGUUGGGAAUGGGAAAGGGGCUGCAGGGUUUGCCUUGGGCAAAGCAGGUGACAGGAUGAACGCUCUGCGGAAGGCAAAGAACAAAGCCAUACACUGCUUACACUACAUAGAGCUGUACCAGAACCACACCAUUUACCACGACAUCAGGGUGAGGUUUAAGAGCACAAUCAUCCGGAUGAAGAAGCAGAACAGAGGGUAUGGGCUUCACUGCCACCGAGCUAUCAUCACCAUCUGCAAACUGAUUGGCAUUCAGGACAUGUAUGCCAAGGUGACUGGAUCCAAAAACCUGAUCAACAUCACCAGGGCUCUCUUUAAGGGCCUGACACAACAGGAGACUCACCAGCAGCUGGCCAACCAGAAGAGGCUGUUGGUGGUGGAGUUCCGGGAGGAGCAGGGCCCUCUGCCCAUCCUGGUGGCACUGCCUGAGGGCACUCCCAGUCAGGAGCCCCUGCCUGAGGAUGAGGUGCCAGACACCAAGCUGGAGUGGAGCGAUGUGAAGGAAGCUCAGGGCAUGAAGAAGUCUCCCUGGGCCAAGGUCAGACGUUCAGUCUGGUGAGAGCCUCUCUCCCUCUGCUCGGAGAGGCAGCCCCAGCCCACGGGGGGCUGCUUCUGCAGGCUGGCAUCUCACAGCAGGGCAGCAGUUGAGCCUCUCCUGACAGCCACAGUGCUGCUCCCAGUGCUCCCCUUCAGCCUCACUGUUUGCCUUCCCACAGCUCUGCUGGCUGCUGUUUGGCUGGGGAGGUCCAGCUGGAGGCAGCUGGUGUGACCUUGUCCUCAAGCAUGCAUUUACUUGGUUCCUGCAGGUGUUCAUUCCACAGGUCCCAUGGUUUCCUUUACAAGCUCUGGGAAAACUGCUGGAAAGAUUGUGAAAGCAAUAAAGAAUCCUCAGAAUG
Indicator indicator is the source of this 1561-nucleotide messenger RNA. RefSeq names its product mitochondrial ribosomal protein S5 (gene MRPS5). Gene Ontology annotation, molecular function: RNA binding; structural constituent of ribosome. Gene Ontology annotation, biological process: translation. Bases 1 to 1224 code for a protein of 407 amino acids. Gene Ontology annotation, cellular component: ribosome. The record is from RefSeq and is a predicted model, not a curated record. The transcript has 11 exons. NCBI's taxonomy places the organism in Eukaryota, Metazoa, Chordata, Aves, Piciformes, Indicatoridae.